GAGCAAAAAUCCAUGAGAUAAACGUGUCUCUCGAGAAACACUGAGCAGUCGGUUACCACGCCAGUUUGUUGCCAGUCUGGUUAGCGUCAGCAGAGUUGGACAAGCGGUCGAGGUUCUCUUCCAUACUCAGCUGCUGGGGCACCGGUUCAUUCGGCUUAAUACUUAGUGACCACUUUACCAUCGUUCACUCGAGCCCGCAACUCGCAAGCAUGAGGUGGUACUACGUCAAGCCCCACGCUACCGUGGGCCAAUAUUAUUUGGUAAUAGUCGCAGUAAUCAUCGCCGUCUGCAGUCCCACGAGGUCUGAUGAUUCGACUGGUGGACUUUCACGUCCUAGAAUCACCCUGUACUACGAAUCGCUUUGCUACGAUAGCAUCCAGUUUGUGAGAAAUCAACUAGUCCCAACGUAUCGUGCUAUUGGAAGCUAUUUUACCGUCGACUAUAUUCCUUAUGGAAAGGCCACGCAAGAAAAGCACAUUAGAAAUGGGGUUCAACAAUGGCAUUUCACCUGUCAACAUGGACCGCAAGAAUGCUACGGCAACAAAGCGCAAGCUUGCGGCAUAAACAACAUUUUGACAAACCCUGAAAGACCCAACAAGCAACAGGACCUAAUCAAUUUUGUCGGCUGCGUGAUGGGGGCGAUGAAUCCGUCCACUGCUGUUCAACAGUGUCUACAAACGAUUGGCAUCGGUGCGCAUGACAGAUCGUUGGUGGACAAUUGCAUCUCAUCCGCUGCAGGAGAUGAGCUGCUAGCGGCUUACGGUAACAAAACUUUUGAUCUGCAGCCAAACCUGAGCUUUGUACCAACCAUCGUGGUAAACGGGGAAUACUCGCAUGCGAACCAAAAUAACGCGCUGCGCAACCUCAAAGGUGUCAUCUGUAAUCACCUAUCUGAUCACAACAAGCCGUCAGAUUGUCGCGGCUGAACGUUCCCGUAAAUUAAUGUAUAAUCCUCGGUAUUACAAUUCAACCGAAAGAGAAAGAUGUGAAUUUUUAAAUAUUCUCACCGUCACAUUUUGGUUCCAAUCAUUUCAAUUACCUACAAUAUUAUAAAAUUGUGUAUCAAUUUAAAUAUAUUUUC
This is a messenger RNA of Diprion similis, 1081 nucleotides long. RefSeq names its product GILT-like protein 1 (gene GILT1). The record is from RefSeq and is a predicted model, not a curated record. The transcript has 6 exons. NCBI's taxonomy places the organism in Eukaryota, Metazoa, Arthropoda, Insecta, Hymenoptera, Diprionidae. Gene Ontology annotation, molecular function: oxidoreductase activity, acting on a sulfur group of donors, disulfide as acceptor. Bases 210 to 926 code for a protein of 238 amino acids.